Doryrhamphus excisus (bluestripe pipefish) is the source of this 1199-nucleotide messenger RNA. Lineage: Eukaryota; Metazoa; Chordata; Actinopteri; Syngnathiformes; Syngnathidae. The record is from RefSeq and is a predicted model, not a curated record.
UCAUCAUUGUUGCGUUGACCUGCUUGUUCAUUGGUUAUAUCACAGGUCAUAUGACACAUGUUUACAAAAAGGCAUGAGCACCUCGUAAGAGCAGAAGAUGAGCUCUUAGUGUUCAGGAAGUGCGUAACAGGAAGUGUGCCGUUGCAAGCAGGGAGGAGGCGGAGCUUCAGCUCUCCCACGUGAAGCUACAUCACGCCGAGGGUCAGCGUCGCCUCCUCCACCAGCUCCACCUGGAGCGCCAGCGACAGAGAGUCCAGAGGGGACCAGAGGAGCGUCUCCUGAGGGAGCAGGUCUGCAGUCUGCAGGGGGAGGUGCAGACCUGCAGGCUGCAGCUCAGCCAGUCUGAGGACAGCAUGGGGGCGUUCCAUGGUCGCUGUGGUCAGUUGGAGGAGGAGCUCCGGGUCUGUGGCCAGAGGUGCCGUGAGCUGGAAGAGAACAUUUCAGCGGUUUCUGUGGAUGAAAACGUCCUCCAGCAGCAGCAGCAGGAGGAGGAGGAGGUAGUGGACUCUGUGAAGACGGACCACUCCAGGUUGAUCCGAGAUCUGAAGGAGCAAGCCACGCAGGUGGACUGUCUGCAGGAAGCUCUGAAGCGGGAACAGACCCAAGUCCUGCAGCUUCAGGAAGAGGUGGUCCGUUUGAGCCAGGAGAAGCAUGUCUACAGCCGCAUGGCCGAGCAGCUCUCCACUCAGAUCGUACAGAUGGAGGAGGAGAUGUCCGCUCUGCAAAGUCUCACUUCCAGGGUCCAGUCUGACCUGCUCCCAGACAGGCAAGAUGAUCUCAAAUCCAGUGUCGUUGAGCAGCUGAGCGAGCAACUGGAGUCCAAGACCGGGGAGCUGGUCCUGGUCAGAGGCCAGAACCUGCAGCUGCAGUUGGCCGUGCUGGACUCCCAGACCCAACUGAGGACGGCUGAGGAUGCCUUUGAGCAGGAGAAGAAGAAGAUGAGGCAGCAGCUGACUGAGAUGGAGCACUUGGUCCUGGUCCUGGAGCAGGUGAUGGACCCGGCCAGCCCACAAAGGUUUGUGGAGCAUGAGACCGCAGCUCCAAGGUCCGCGUCUAACCCUCCACGGGCCGCCGAAAUGCUCCGAUGACUAACUGCCGCGGUCAUGUGAUCACGAAGGUAGAAGUUGCUGAUGGACCGACUCUAACGCCAUCACUAACCCAAUGACCUCGCAUGGGCUUGCUUUCCGCCAUUUUCUACU